AUGAUGGCGAGAAUACUGGAGUCGGAUCGGAUCGAUCGGAUGGCCGUUUACACACUCGUCGCCAUCACCUUCAUCAACUCGAUCAUUUUCCCGGUGCACAGAAAGUUCAUGUUAGUUUCUCCCUCCUCUUCUCCUCUUUUCAAGUGUUCUCUUCAGGAUUCCUCUGGAUCUCUACGCUCAUUUUCCCGAAGUCAUUCGCCCGGUCCUAGAUCAGAUGCCAACGUCGCGCAGCUUGAGCAAAUUGACACGUGGCAUCGAAAACUCGCCGGCAACGACUACUCUUCCGAACUCUGGACAACUCUUUUGUUUUGUGGAAACUUCCGAGAAGCACUACGCCGAUCGCGUGCCUUCGGUGGCCGCCACGUGGCUUUCCCGGUGUGACAACGGCCGUUUUUUCACGAAAACGCCGCUUCCGUACCCGGAAAUGCCGUUCUCGACGGUGUUCCGAAACUUGGAGGACUCUUACUCUGAUCUGUUUCGAAAGACACUUUUGGGAUUUUAUUACUCCUACACUUAUAUUUCCAGAGAGUUCGAUUGGUACUUGAAGGUUUGAGCAGAUUUGAAAUGAAGAGAAAAGUAAACGUUGGCAUUCAGGCGGAUGACGAUACCUAUUUCGUUAUUGAUCAUUUGAAAGAGUAUCUCGACCAGCUCGAUCCUUCAGAACCAUUGUACCUAGGGUACCGGAUGAAGCCUUUUCUGGUAUUGUUUGAUUUUUUCAUACUUAGACCGUCAGUUCAAAACUUCAGAAGGAUGGCUACAAUUCGGGAGGAUCCGGAUACAUUCUGUCGAAUGCGGCCGUCCGACUGUUCGUCCAACAUCUCUAUCACGAUGAAGAAGCAUGUCCGUACGAUUGGGCCGAGGACCGGGGGAUGGGCAGAUGUCUCGCGUCAAUGGGUAUAAUUCCGGAGGACACGAGGGACGAGCACGGAAUGAACAGAUUCAAUACGUUCCAUCCAAGAGAGAUCCUCGACGUACACCCCGGAUAUCAUUAUUAUCCGCUCAAAGUUGGUUUCAUCGAACCGUCCCUCUAGAUCUUCUUCAUCUAUUCAGAACGGAACCUCGAUCUCGGAAAAGUUUGUGUCUCUUCAUCGGAUAUCUCCUCGAAAGAUAAUGUUUUUGGACAGUAUUUUGUAUCCGAAAUCCGAGAAGCGCAUCUUCACUACAGACUUCUUGCAUCUUCUUUGA
Caenorhabditis sp. 36 PRJEB53466 is the source of this 1185-nucleotide messenger RNA. Lineage: Eukaryota; Metazoa; Nematoda; Chromadorea; Rhabditida; Rhabditidae. The record is from the annotation of a GenBank genome assembly.